Messenger RNA from Xiphias gladius (swordfish), 3117 nucleotides. It is a transcript of the gene dbr1, whose product is annotated as debranching RNA lariats 1. Gene Ontology annotation, molecular function: RNA lariat debranching enzyme activity. The record is from RefSeq and is a predicted model, not a curated record. Gene Ontology annotation, biological process: mRNA splicing, via spliceosome. The transcript is spliced from 9 exons. The coding region runs from base 187 to 1896 and encodes 569 amino acids. NCBI's taxonomy places the organism in Eukaryota, Metazoa, Chordata, Actinopteri, Istiophoriformes, Xiphiidae. Gene Ontology annotation, cellular component: nucleus.
GUUGGUGACGUGCCGCGCAUGCGCUGUGGGUGAUGGACGCGAGGUGGGAAAAUUCAUUCUUACGCUACUGUGCGAACCUGUGAUUCAAACAUGAUUUUCAGAAACAGUUUGUAAGUCUACGGCGCUUAAAACCGGACACACAUACUCCUCAGCUCUUCAGUCAUCCCCCUUACCUGUUUGUGCAGCAUGAAGAUUGCAGUAGAAGGCUGUUGCCAUGGGGAACUGGACAAGAUCUACGAGACCAUCAGCUAUCUGGAGAAGAAGGAAGGGGUGGAAGUGGACCUGCUGCUUUGCUGUGGAGACUUCCAAGCAGUGCGAAAUGAAGGAGACAUGAAGUGCAUGGCAGUGCCAGCCAAGUACAGAAUGAUGCAGACCUUUUACAAAUACUAUUCUGGAGAGAAGAAGGCUCCAGUCCUGACCAUCUUCAUUGGAGGGAACCACGAGGCUUCCAACCACCUGCAGGAGCUUCCUUAUGGAGGCUGGGUGGCACCCAACAUUUAUUACCUGGGUUACGCUGGCGUUAUUCGCUACAAAGGGAUCAGAAUUGGUGGCUUAUCUGGAAUCUUCAAAUCACGCGACUACAGAAAGGGUCACCAUGAAUUCCCUCCGUACAACCCUGAUACUCUUCGAAGUGUAUAUCACAUCCGAAAUGUCGAGGUGUUCAAAUUGAAACAGAUUCAGAUGCCCGUAGACAUUUUCAUGAGCCACGACUGGCCUCGUGGAAUCUACUACUACGGGAGUACGGGGGAACUGCUACGAAAGAAGAAGUUUCUGCGUCAGGAAGUGGAGUCAAACACUUUGGGAAGUCCUGCCGCUGAGGAGCUCCUGGCUCACCUCCAGCCCAGCUACUGGUUCUCGGCACAUCUUCACGUGAAGUUUGCUGCCGUUAUGCAGCACCCGCCUAAAGGUAAUGCUGCCCCGCGCGUAACCAAAUUCCUGUCUCUGGAUAAAUGUUUGCCCUAUAGGGAAUUCUUACAGAUUGUGGAUGUUCCAGAGAGACCGGGCUCAUCUGAGGGUCUUGAGUAUGAUCCAGAGUGGCUUGCUAUUCUGAAGGCCACGAACAGUCUACAGAGGACCACCCCUCACCCCUGGAACCCCCCAGAGAAUAAUGGCCUGCACGAACGGUGGGACUUCAGAGCUUCAGAAGCAGCUAUGAUGCAGGUGGUGGAGGAUCUCAGCGGGGAACUUGCCAUUCCAGACAACUUUAGCCGGACGUUGCCACCCUACGACCCUAACAAGCCCCAGCCCCACGCCGCCCCCAGCUACAACACCAACCCUCAGACGACCGAGCUGUGCGCCACGUUAGGUCUCACAGACAUCUACGCCCAGGCUGGGCAGGGAGGGGACGAGCUUGGGAGAGUUCAGGGCAGUACCGGGGGGGAGGAGGAGGAUGACGAAGAUGGAAAUAGUGUGGGAAGCGUGGAUGAGCCCAGCGAGUAUCCAACCGACACUUCGGGAUUGUCGAGUUCGUUUAACCCCGAUGAGAUCACUAUAGAGGACGAGUGGGAGGAAGAGGCAGAGGAGGAAAAGGAGGAGGCUGAGUCAAAAGCAGCCGUGAAAGGAGAUAAGCUCUCUGACGUCCCCAUAGGUGGAAUCCACACCCCCAGCCGUAUGGUUCUGCCAGAGCCCAAAUCUGAUGUCUCACCCACUCACCUGUCCCACCUUAUAAACCUGCCACCUCCCUCCCACUCCACCCCGGCAGCAGCUCGCUCUCACACUGGAGCAGAAAGGGAAGGACUCUGUGAGGGCGGGGACGAGGACACCUCCGCUGCACGGAUCUUAAAACGUACCAGCGAUGAGACUGGGGAUCCUGCCAGUAGGGGCACAACUCCCAGAAUCAAACGCAGGAACCAGGUCAUCUACACAACAGUGGAGGAUGAGGAGUGUGAGGAUUAGGGGUCAGGGUGAGAUGAGGCAAAAGGUGAGGACACAAUCCAUGCCGUUUGUCACAGCGUGUACACUUCUCCAUUAGUUUACAUUGAUUUGUAAAACUUGGCAUUAAUUUAUGUAUUUACUGCCUGCUUUUUAUACAGCUUCCAUCAUGAGCUAAACGAAGCGGAGUUAUUCAAAUGCCCUAAAAGCAGACUGUACAUGACAAAAGAGCGUUAGUUUCUGGAUUCAGUUUCUACAGAGAGGCAGUUACAGCCAUGAACAUUUUUGUUAAAAUGUGAUCACCUUUUUAUAUAUUUUAAUCAAACCAAGAAAAUUUUAGAGAACAGAUUUUUGCGUUCUGUGUUUAAUUUUUUGUACAUGUAACUUUAAGACAAUAGCAAUGAUUAAAGAGGCUGGAAAAUUAAAAUAUCCUUUUUUAAAAAAGAAUAAAUGCCAUCAUACACCAUUAUACAGCCACUCGGCAAACACUCAGAAGUGACUAAUAAAAACGUGGCUGUUAAUGUCUUUUGUUUCACUUAUCCGAGGCAAGUGAAAGAAAAGCGAUCGGCAUGCUGCACUCAAAGCGCCAUUCGCAGCUUUAUUGAACACUGUACCUACUGUAGGUGCUGAAGGAAAAAUCCAGUCUUGUUUUAAUGACCAUCACUGAUGAAUGAAUAAGUGAAUGCAGUUUACUGCAUGUAAUGAGCUGACGAGCUGUUGGCGUCCUGGGGGGAAGAGCAAAUCAUUUUAGCUUUUGAAUACUUAGUGAAAAUUGCGUUCUACUUCAUAUGCCAGUCCAAUUUGGAGACCCUUAAUUACUUCACCGUAUUUUCAUCAAAAUGCCUUAAUAAUGCAUGGUUGUUUAAAAAAAAAAAAAAAAAGCAGAAGAGUAGAUUUCCUGAACACCAGUAUUUGUUUAAAUCAAACACAAUUAUAACAUUGAUUAGAGUCCUUUUUUAAGCGAUCCAUUCCAGGUUCACAAGUGUGCUCUGCUAAAGUCAACAUACACUUUCAUUUCAUCUAAGACAAUAAUAUAUAACAUAGUGUAUUCAAUGAGAUCUUUUUACAUCCAUACAAAGAGCCAAUACAGUAUAGCCUAAUGACCGGGUGCCAAGUUAUUGAUUUACGGUACAAGCCAAUAUCAGAAAUGAUUUUCCUGCACUUUGCCUACAAAGCAACCACUUAAAGAAAGCCUCAAACAUUAUUCACAGAGAAAAAAAACUGGGAAUAGGCACUUGUUUUUGU